Molecule: messenger RNA, 595 nt
Organism: Nezara viridula (southern green stink bug)
Lineage: Eukaryota; Metazoa; Arthropoda; Insecta; Hemiptera; Pentatomidae
Source: the annotation of a GenBank genome assembly
AUGGGCCAGUUCGGGCUGAACAACGGACACCACUGGGGUUACAGCGCGGCCACCCCGUACUCCAGCUACAUCGGGGCGACUCCCCUGAGCAGCUGUGCCGCCUCCACCCCCGGCUUCAACACCCCCGCCAUCGGCUUCACUCCCACGGAGUCCAACUCCCAGCACUCCCAGCAGGACUACACCAACACCACGCCCUCUGCCUCGAACGACAUCGCAGUGAGCGUCGGGGCGACAGAGACCGGCGGGGAACUGGAUCAGCAGCUGAUGGGGAGGUACGGUGAGUACCGCUCCGAGUCCCCAACCUCCGAAGAGUACGGCUACAACUCCAGCCAUUACCCUGUGUUGCCCAGCCUUCUCUACUCCCAGCUCUACCCAAGCGAGCCUCCGGUACCGCAGCCCCGUCAAGACGAGGCGCGGUCCGACCAGCAGUCCGCUGUCUGGAGGCCCUAUUAACUGCCUUCCAUGUCUGUCCUUUGGCUGCGGAUCUCGUAUCUCAUCGGGAUGUCUGACUUCAGAAGUGGUCUCAGAAUGGUACUCAAACAUUGUAAGUAAUCUAACAUAGUAACUCGUUCAGAAAAAAAAAUUUAAAUUGAAG